AAUGAAGACCUGGAAAAAGACAAAACAUCACAAAACUACCUAGGAAAAGGAAUGGAACAAGUAGCAAAGAAGUUAGGGGUGGCCCAUGAAGAGAUUCAAAGACUCACUGAUGAACUACAAGUGAAGGAGAAAGAACAGUGUAAAUUAGAUUCUGCACUUAAGAAGGCUCAACUAGAAAUUGACAAAUUGAAGGAAAAUUUGGUAAAGCAGAAAGAAAAUGAUGCAGCUGACCUACAGAAAGCAAAGGAACACAAUCAGAGACUGGAUGAGGAGAUUCUGGCUUUAAGAAAUAGGGUUCGAUCACUUGACUCAGAAAAAAAGGUGCUUGGUGAAAUGGUUGAAAGACUUAAAGGAGAGGUGUGUGAAUCUCAAGAGAACAAGCAACUUGGAAACCACUCCCCUGGAAAAACUGUGGGUGGUGAACAGAGAGAACAGCAUCCAUCAUCUGGAGAUAAACUAAAAUACAACCAGCAAGGGGAAGUACAGCUUCACCAGAAUUUGCACCGGCUCCGGAUUCUAUGCAACUCAGCUGAAAAUGAGCUUCGAUAUGAACGAGGGAAGAACUUAGACUUAAAGCAACAUAAUAGCUUACUUCAGGAAGAAAACAUUAAGAUAAAGAUUGAGCUAAAGCAUGCCCAACAGAAGUUAUUAGAGAGUACAAAGAUGUGCUCUUCACUCACGGCAGAGUGUAAGCAGUGUCAGCAGAAAAUCAAGGAACUGGAGUUGGAAGUACUUAAACAGACUCAGAGCAUUAAAUCACAGAACAACCUACAGGAAAAGCUGGCUCAGGAGAAAUCUAAAGUUGCUGAUGCGGAGGAAAAGAUUUUGGACCUGCAGCGGAAAUUAGAACAUGCUCAUAAAGUCUGUCUCACAGACACUUGUAUUUCAGAGAAGCAGCAGCUACAGGAAAAGAUAAAAGAAGCAACAGAAAAUGAAGCUAAAGUAAAGCAACAAUAUCAAGAACAACAACAGAAGAGGAAACUCCUAUAUCAGAACGUAGAUGAGUUACACAGGCAAGUGAGAACCUUACAAGAUAAAGAAAAUCUACUGGAAAUGACCUGUUCUCAGCAACAAUCCAGAAUUCAGCAACAAGAGGCCCUACUUAAACAACUGGAAAAUGAGAAAAGAAAAUAUGAUGAGCAUGUCAAAAGCAACCAAGAAUUGUCAGAGAAGCUGUCUAAGCUACAGCAAGAGAAGGAAGCUCUACGUGAAGAAUAUUUGCGAUUAUUGAAGCUGCUUAAUGUCCAUGUGAGAAACUAUAAUGAGAAACAUCACCAACACAAAAUCAAGCUUCAAAAAGUCAAGCAUCGUUUAACGAAUGAAGUAGAACUACGAGAUAAGAGAAUUAACGAAUUUGAAGAUGAAAUUAGAAUCCUGCAACAUAAAAUAGAAAAGGAGAAGGCAAUGCAGGACCAGAUCACUGCCCAAAAUGAUACCCUGCUUCUAGAAAAAAAGAAACUUCAGGAGCAAGUCAUAGAGCAAGAACAGUUGAUCCACAGCAACAAAUGGACGAUAUCUUCCAUCCAGAGCAGGGUACUUUACAUGGAUAAAGAAAAUAAGCAAUUACAGGAAAAUAGUCUUCGUCUCACACAGCAGAUUGGCUUCUUAGAGCGAAUUAUAAGGAGCAUUCAUAUUCACAGAGGAGAGAAUCUUAAGGAGUUUCCUGUUCCAAAAUGGUGGCAUAGAGGCAAGCUGGCUUCUCUCCCCGCAACAAAGAAACAGAAAGAAAUAUACAGCACUGAGGUCUGCACCAGCAACAAUGCAGAACUCCAGCAUGAGGAUGAGUCAGUUCCCAAGGCCACCGAGAAGUGGAAACACUCUGAGCAGAUGGAAACAACAAUUAGUGACAUCCUUGAAUCUGAAGUAGUGAAUGAAAUAUUGCCUUUAUCAAACUCCAGUUUUUCAGGAAAAGGUUUGGUAGAGUCAUUUGUAAAUCUUCAAGAGACUGACGAGAUUAAGUCAAAAGAAGCAAUGGCAAGUUCAAAGUCCCCUGAAAAGUCCCCUGAGAAUCUUGUGUGUUCACAGAAUUCUGAGGCUGGAUACAUAAAUGUGACUUCUCUGAAAGAGACACACGGUAUACAAGAACGAGACCAAAAGUCAGAACUAUAA
This is a messenger RNA of Piliocolobus tephrosceles (Ugandan red Colobus), 2109 nucleotides long. It is a transcript of the gene CCDC30, whose product is annotated as coiled-coil domain containing 30. Lineage: Eukaryota; Metazoa; Chordata; Mammalia; Primates; Cercopithecidae. The record is from RefSeq and is a predicted model, not a curated record. The transcript has 15 exons. Bases 52 to 2109 code for a protein of 685 amino acids.